AUGGAGGGCAACCACAGCGCCCACGGGGCCUUCAUCCUUCUGGGGUUCUCCGACCGCCCCCAUCUGGAAAGGAUCCUCUUCGUGGUCAUCCUGGUGGCCUACCUCCUGACCCUUGUGGGCAACACCACCAUCAUCCUGGUGUCCCGGCUGGACCCUCACCUGCACACCCCCAUGUACUUCUUCCUCACGCACCUGUCCUUCCUGGACCUCAGCUUCACCACCAGCUCCAUCCCCCAGCUGCUCUACAACCUGGCGGGGCACGACAAGACCAUCAGCUACGCGGGCUGCGCGGUCCAGCUCUUCUUGUUCCUGGGUCUCGGCGGCGUGGAGUGCCUGCUCCUGGCAGUCAUGGCGUACGACCGCUUCGUGGCCGUCUGCAAGCCCCUGCACUACGUGGUGAUCAUGAGUCCACGGCUCUGUCUGGGCUUGGUGUCCGUGGCCUGGGGCUGUGGGGUGGCCAACUCCCUGGCCAUGUCCCCAGUGACCUUGCUCUUGCCGCGCUGUGGGCACCGCAAGGUGGACCACUUCCUGUGUGAGAUGCCGGCCCUCAUCCGGCUGGCCUGCGUCGACACUGUGGCUGUUGAGAGCACCGUCUUCAUCCUGGCCGUGGGCAUCGUGCUGUCGCCCCUGGCAUUCAUCCUGGUGUCCUACGGCUACAUCGCGAGGGCCGUGCUGCAGACGAGGUCAGUGUCCGGGCGGCAGAAGGCCUUCAACACCUGCGGCUCCCACCUCACCGUGGUCUCGCUGUUCUACGGGAACAUCAUCUACAUGUACAUGCAGCCGGGAGCCAGCGCCUCCCAGGACCAGGGCAAGCUCCUCACCCUCUUCUACAACAUCGUCACCCCGCUCCUCAACCCCCUCAUCUACACCCUCAGGAACAAAGAGGUGAAGGGGGCCCUGAGAAGACUGCUGCUGGGCACCAGGGCGGUGGGCAAGGAGUGA
This is a messenger RNA of Tupaia belangeri chinensis (Chinese tree shrew), 942 nucleotides long. Its product is annotated as olfactory receptor 2W3. Gene Ontology annotation, biological process: G protein-coupled receptor signaling pathway. Gene Ontology annotation, molecular function: olfactory receptor activity; G protein-coupled receptor activity. The transcript has a single exon. Gene Ontology annotation, cellular component: membrane. NCBI's taxonomy places the organism in Eukaryota, Metazoa, Chordata, Mammalia, Scandentia, Tupaiidae. Bases 1 to 942 code for a protein of 313 amino acids. The record is from RefSeq and is a predicted model, not a curated record.